This is a messenger RNA of Aphis gossypii (cotton aphid), 3747 nucleotides long. RefSeq names its product ubiquitin-protein ligase E3C. The transcript is spliced from 15 exons. Gene Ontology annotation, biological process: ubiquitin-dependent protein catabolic process; protein polyubiquitination. NCBI's taxonomy places the organism in Eukaryota, Metazoa, Arthropoda, Insecta, Hemiptera, Aphididae. Bases 321 to 3599 code for a protein of 1092 amino acids. Gene Ontology annotation, molecular function: protein binding; ubiquitin protein ligase activity. The record is from RefSeq and is a predicted model, not a curated record.
GUUUGACGUUAACAAAAAGAUGCUGCGCAAUAGUGAAUUAGCAUACCUAGUUAUUCGUAAAUUAGCCUUAUGAAGCAAAAUGUAGUAGUGAUAAUAAAAUUGAAAUAUGUAAAAGUCAUACUAGCUGAUAACAGCAUCAUAACAACAAAAAUUAUUAGGCAUACAAUAGUCAAUAAAUCUUCAGAGUUCGAACUUGGACUUCCUACUUCCUAGUCCCAGAACUGAAUUUAUUCUUUUUUUUCAAUCUUUGUCAAUGUUCAAAUACAUGCUGUUUUGUAUAUAAUGAUCGACAAUAAUUUUAUUUUAACCAAUAUUCCAUAAUGUACAGUUUUGAAGGAGAAUUUCGCAGGAAACCUGAGCAAAAUUACGCUGGAGCUAGUGUACACGAACCUGUCAGUAAUCUUAUACAGAGAGCUCGGUAUGAGCGGGAAAAAAGAGAAGAAGCAAGACGUGAGCAACGGCGUGUUAUUAGAGUGCAAUCUUGCGUCAGAAGCUUUCUGACAAGAAGGAAAAUUAAACGGCAUUAUCGUACUUUGUUUGAUAGUACUGUAUCAAAUCUGAAAAAUAAACAACUGUCCGAAGAAGUAUUAUCAGAUCUUGUAAAAAAUUUGGUGUUCUUUCAUGAUAGAGAAAUUGAUUCUCAACGACUUAUUUGGUUAUCUCAACAUAUUUUACGAAAUAGUACAAAACUAUUAAAAUCAAGUUUGGACAGAAAUGCAUCUUGGUAUUGGCAUUUGAAAUGGAUUCUUUCUUUUAAUAUUGAUUUAUUGAAUGCAUCAAAUUUGGAAUCAUUUGCAACACCUUUAAGAAUCAUAGAGGAGUUAACUUCAGUAGAAUCCUAUAAAAAAAUACUUGGUCCAGAUAAUGCAAUACUUGCUUUGCGAGACUUAUUUCAAUACUUGGUCAAAAACUGUUAUUUUGAUAGUUUACGCAAAAUUCUUGAUACUAAAAUUCCAGCAAUGUUUGAUGUUGAGGACACACCAGCUCCACCUUUAGCUAAAAGUAUACUAGAAUUUGUAAAAAGACCAUUUUCAGUACAAUCGCCAACAUUUUUAGAUGAAUACACGUGUACGAUUAUGAAUCACUUUAUAAGAACCUUUUUAAAAGGUCCUAUAUCUGAUAUCAAUCACAAAUUCAUUCUUCCAAGUUUAUCAUUAGACCAAAAUAAAGUUGAUUAUAUCGGACCAGAUUUUAGACAAUUAGUAUUGUCAUUAACUCAUUCUUCAACUCAACUUCAACAAAUGAAUACAAACCUAUUUUAUUCUUUGCUAAUUCUUGAGCCAUCUUUUGAAGAAUAUUCUUUUGUGAUAAAAUGCCAUCAAACUGGGCGUGAAGUAAAUGUAAUUAAUGACUAUUUGGAUAUUAUUUCAACUUUAUCAAGUCAUUUAGCAGAGCCACCAGUUAUUGACUAUCUUAAUAAAACAUGGAAGUAUAGAAAUGUGAACCAUGAUAGUUCUGACAAUGAAUCAGAUGAUGAAGACGAAAAUGAAAAUGAAAAAUUAUUCAGUGGUUAUUCAGAAGACGAACUUGAGAUUUUGAAAUUAUGUUCAGAACUAUUGAAUGAAUCAUUUAGAGUAAACAGAAUUGUACAAUCUGUUGAAGAGUCUUGUUCUUCCAAUUCUAUAAAUUUUUUGCUCGUACCUGUUUGCAAAUUAUGUCAUUAUUUGCUCAUGUCUCACAAACUUGCUGUACAUAAAUACAGACUACUAUACACAUUAGCAUUGAAAGCUGAAUUCUUACAACAUUUAUGGAAAAAUAUUUUAAGCACAGAACAACAAUCACUGUUUGGUCCUAGUCUAGUUACUACUAGUUUAGUAACAGUAAUAUCAAGAGGGACAAACUUAGCUCCUGGUGACUUUGACAGAAUUGUACCAUUAUUAGCAACAUUUUGUUCUUUGUUCAGUUUAUUAAUAUCAACAUUACAUGAUGCAGAAUUUAACAAGGCUGUUGGGAAUAAUCCUGAACAAAGUACAAACAAUCCGUUAAAGUUUACAGCAAUAGAUCUUGUAUCAAUUACAUCAAUUCUGAAAGACGUGGCUUUAGGCUUAAUAGAAUUAGCAUAUCCAGAUUCAAGACCUUCAAAAAUGCCGUACACCAAUUAUAUAAAUCAGAAUGCUCAAACUUCAAUUUGGUCUCAUUUAUUACGAGUGACUGUUAGUCUGCUUCGACAACUUCAUUCUAGAGAUCUUCGUUGUAGAUUUUGUCCAGAAGGACACUGGGUAUCAAAUCGUUUCACAAUGAAUUCUGCAUAUGACAAACCAUCAAAUAUGCAUUUUAUGCAAUAUACUCGGCGUUCUAGAUUAAACUAUAGACCUUUUAGAGGAGUUCCUGUAAUAUCAAUGGAUAAUUUAGAUGAAGGACCUCCUUUAACUACUCGUCAAGUCCGUAUUUUAACUGUUUUAAAAGAAAUACCAUUUGUUUUGCCAUUUGAAGAACGAGUUGUUGUCUUUCAAGGUCUAUUGUUAAACAACAAAGUAGAAUAUCAAAAUGCUGAUUCUCAUUUUCUGGUUGGAUCGAAUAUCCAUAUAACAGUUCGUCGUAAUUAUUUGUAUGAAGAUGCUUUUGAAAAAUUAUCAGUCGAAAAUGAACCAGAAAUACGACAAAUAUUAAGAGUACAUAUGAAAAGUGCUGCUGGAUUAGAUGAAGCUGGUGUAGAUGGUGGAGGACUAUUAAGAGAAUUUUUAUCUGAACUUCUUAAAACAGCAUUUGACCCUAAUCGUGGAUUUUUUAGGAUGACUAAUGACAAUAUGUUAUAUCCUAAUCCAUAUGCUCAUUUAAUCCAACAGAAUUUUGCUGCACAUUAUUUUUUCAUUGGUAGGAUGCUUGGAAAAGCUCUUUAUGAAAAUUUAUUGGUUGAGCUCCCUUUAGCAGAGUUCUUUUUAUCAAAAAUUAUUGGCCGUCAAACCGAAGUGGAUGUUCAUCAUUUAGCAUCCUUAGACCCUCUCAUGUAUAGGAAUUUAUUGUCAUUGAAAAAUUAUGAUGGAGAUGUUGUGGAUCUUGGUCUAGAUUUCACUAUAUUAAUUGAUGAAUUUGGUCAAACACGUGUAGAAGAGUUGAAGCCCAAUGGUGCCAAUAUUACUGUGACUAAUCAAAAUCGAAUUGAAUAUAUACAUUUGAUGGCUGAUUACAAGCUUAACACACAAAUUAGAAAACAGUGUUAUUUUUUUAAACAAGGUUUGGCAAAUGUAAUUUCUUUAGAUUGGUUGCGUAUGUUCAGUAAUCACGAAGUACAAGUGUUAAUCUCUGGGGCUGAAGUUCCAGUUGAUAUAGAAGAUUUGAAAAAGCACACAAAUUAUGUUGGAGGAUAUACACCGGAAGACCCAGCUAUAGAUUUAUUUUGGACAGUUGUUAAUGAUUUUACUGAUGAACAAAAGACAAAGCUUUUAAAAUUUGUGACUAGUUGUUCACGUCCACCACUUCUUGGUUUCAAGGAAUUAUAUCCGCCAUUUUGUAUUCAAAAAGUAAGUUCUUCUGAUCGUUUGCCAACUGCUAGUACUUGUAUGAACCUUCUUAAAAUGCCAGUGUUCAAAGACUAUGAAACAUUAAAAACAAAGUUAUUGUAUGCAAUACAAUCUGGUGCAGGAUUUGAACUUAGUUAAUAUAAUACCAAUGGUUGUUUUAUUUUUAAAUACUUGGUAUGUAUUUGAUAACAGAAAUGUUUGGAAUUAAUAAAAUAUUGUAUUAUUCUGUAUCUAUAUAUUCUAAAAAUAUUUUUAUUUAUUGAAUAAAUCAUUUUUGUGUCAAACA